UGGGCGGGGCGGGAGGCCGUCACGUGAUCAAGGCCGGGGCGGUGCGGUCACGUGAUAUUUGGGUGCCGGCGGCACGGCGCAGCCUCCUGGCGGCAGAGACAAUCCUGCUGAGACAGGCCUGGGUCUGUUGGGGUGUUGCUGCCUAGUGCCAAACAAGUGGCUCCCCAACACGAGGGAACAAAGCUAAGGGUUUGAACUAUCAUCCUAUAUCCAUUACUAUCUAGAAAAUGUCUUAUGGAUCCAUUGAUGGGAGUGGGUUUGGGAGCAGGAAUCCAUUUGGAGGCCCUUUGAGACAAGGCUAUCAACCUCUCGCCACCCAGAUUGAUCCCAGUGAACUACAGGAACUUUUCCAGGAGACUUCAGCCAACGUCUUCCGAAUUAACUCCAAUGUGACCUCUCUGGAACGAAGCCUUCGAUCUCUGGGGACCUCAAAUGAUACUCAAGAGCUGCAGGAUGGACUGCAUGCAACCCAGCAGGAGACUAAUAAAACCAUCACGACGAGCACCAAAGCCAUCAAGCAGCUGUCUGAGGUUGUCAGAGGCUCAUCCAGGCAAGAGCGACUUCAGCUGGACAGGCUGAAGAACCAGCUGUCUGAUGCCAUCCAGAGAUAUGGAGCCGUGCAGAAGAAAAUAGCAGAGAAAUCCAAAGCUUUGCUUCCUACUGGGCAGAGAAGUACCAAACAGUCUCAGCAGAGCCCUCGGACUCCCUUCUCUGACCUACCUGAUGAUGAGAAGAUCUUUAACGGAGGGGAUGGCACAUCUCAGAACCAGAACCAAGACCAAGCCUUGCUCUCAGAAAUCACAGAAGAGGACCUGGAGGCCAUCCGUCAGCGGGAAGAGGCCAUUCAGCAGAUCGAGAGUGACAUGUUGGAUGUGAACCAGAUCAUCAAAGACCUGGCCUCCAUGGUGCAUGAGCAAGGAGAUGCAAUAGAUAGUAUUGAAGCCAACAUUGAGACUGCAUCUUCUAAUGUAGAAUCAGCCAAUGAGCAGUUGGCAAAAGCCAGUCAGCACCAACUACGAGCCAGGAAGAGGAAGUGCUGCCUUCUCUCUAUUGCAUUGGCUGCUCUGCUGUUCAUUGUCAUAAUCAUCACAGUCUCAGUCAAGCACUGAUCUGGCUCCAGUUUGCACAGACCCUGUGAUCACCCCGUGAAGUGGAAUGGAUUCUCCAGACAUCUCACAUUCAGGCUCUACAUCAUUGUCUGCUUUGCUGGUCACAUUGCAUUAAAAUUGCUAUAGUCAACAAACACUAACUGUAUGAAAGAAAAGCUAAGUUUUUUACUGUGUGUUGCUACAAUUGUGAAUAAUUUGUCCUUUGUUUUUAAUCUUUCAUUGCCGACGUAUUUUAUUUUAUGUUACAGAUUUUGAUUACGUCCCCUGUGUAUCUGGAGAACACUGUUUCUUUGCCUCCAGAUUUGGUAUAAAAUGUGCUGUAAGAUAUGUAGCUGUUAAUUCAUCUUUAUUAUUUGUGGGUUUAGCAUGCUCCUGAUCUGCUCACUGAAAACAUGAAACUCAAAAUGCUUCAUUUGAUUCUUUUUUGUUGUUGUUUUUGUACGUUUUAGAAAUAAUCUAGCUCAGGUUCUCAUACUGUGCUCUGCUGCUUUGGAAUUUGCUCUGCUGGAUCUGAGCUAUAGCAACUUUACAAUUAUAUGUGCCAUUUGCAAACACAUCAAUUAGAUGCUUAUUUGAUCCCAUUGUAUGCUUGGAACACCACACGUAUUUAUGAGGAACGCUAGUAAAGGAGCAGGACAAAUA
Molecule: messenger RNA, 1751 nt
Organism: Dryobates pubescens (Downy woodpecker)
Lineage: Eukaryota; Metazoa; Chordata; Aves; Piciformes; Picidae
Gene: TSNARE1
Product: t-SNARE domain containing 1
Exons: 13
Coding region: 228-1109 (293 amino acids)
Biological process (GO): vesicle fusion; vesicle-mediated transport; intracellular protein transport
Cellular component (GO): SNARE complex; membrane; endomembrane system
Molecular function (GO): SNAP receptor activity; SNARE binding
Source: RefSeq, a predicted model, not a curated record